AUGGAAGUGCCCACCUCUGAAACUCUUAAACCUACUCCUGAUCUCAGUCAAGAGUCUUUGGACCCUAAGAUUGUCAUUGCCUUGUUUGAAAGUGGAUCACUUCUCCCUGUCUCCUGGAGUUUUCUCCCUUCCUUAAAUAAUAGCUACCAUCAAGAAAUCCAACAGCAGACUGCAAAGAAGUUUGAAAAUCUCUUAAAAGAAAUGAAAGAUUCUCUUAAAAAUAUGACAAAUUAUGAAAAGAAGUUUGUAGAAAUAAGAGAAUCUUCUGAGGAAACAAAUAUCUCUGAGACUGCAUCAGAACUUGAAGAAAAUAUCGUAGGACUUGAUAAAAUAAAUGAAGUGCUAUUGAAAAGCCUGCUUGGCUGUUCAGACCUGGAUGAAGAACAGAAUAAGAAACAGGAGAUGGUGUUGGAAAACCAGAACUCAAAGGAUGUGGUACAAGGUUUGGCAAGAGAUUUGGUAAAUCAUUCAGAAGUAAAAGGAGCUGUAAAUGAAACUCAAUUAAGUAGGGGGAAAGCAGAGUACAGAUUCCAUCACAUUCAAGAAGAAAAUAUCAAAUUUAGGAACAACAUGGAGCGGUUACUACAGGAAGCAGAACACUGGAGUGCGCAACAUACUGAGCUUAGUGAACUAAUAAAGUUGUAUCAGAAAUCUCAGAAUGACAUAAGAGUAGCCCUUGAACGCAAAGGAGUCCAUUUCCAAACUCAUCUGAAUGAUCAGGUGUCAGUUAAUCAGGAACUGGAGGAACAGGUGAGGAAACUGAACCGUGGUGCGUAUUCAUUACAUUUGAUUGCAGCUUUGCUGGAGAAUGAAUGCCAAAUCUUACAGCAGAGGGUAGAGCUUCUCAAGGAACUCUAUCAUCAGGAAGAUGCAACUCUGCAAGAGAAGCCAAUGUGCAUAACCUAUGCACAGGACAAGAAAGAACAGAAGCCAUUAGAAGCAGAGAAGGUAGAAAGGUAUAAGCAGAAAAUGCAAGACCUGGAAGGUACAUUUCAGAACAGAGUCAAGUUCCGUAGAAGCCUGGAUUCUUGUCGUAAUAAGAAAGCUCGUAAUAACAGAUUCAAUACUCGUCUUGCAAGAGCUCUUCUGGGAAAAAAGUGGCCAGCAGUCUAA
This is a messenger RNA of Artibeus jamaicensis (Jamaican fruit-eating bat), 1113 nucleotides long. RefSeq names its product spermatogenic leucine zipper 1 (gene SPZ1). Gene Ontology annotation, cellular component: nucleus. Gene Ontology annotation, molecular function: DNA-binding transcription factor activity. Lineage: Eukaryota; Metazoa; Chordata; Mammalia; Chiroptera; Phyllostomidae. The record is from RefSeq and is a predicted model, not a curated record.